UCAGGUUACCACCAGAUUAAAAUCCAGCCUCAAGACUGAUACAAGACCGCGUUCAAGUCACGGUACGGGCAUUUUGAGUGGGUUGUCAUGCCCUUUGGCAUCACCAAUGCCCCCGUGACUUUCCAAGCAGCGAUGACGACUGAGUUUCGCGACUUGCUCGAUCGCAGCGUCCUCAUCAACCUUGAUGACAUCUUGGUUUACAAUAGGACGUUGGACGAGCACAUCGUACACCUUCUCGUUGUUCUGGAUCAUUUGCGACUAGCCAAGUACAAAGCGAAUCUCGACAAGUGCGAAUUCGCCAAGCAAGAGCUUGAGUACUUGGGUCAUUUUGUCACGCCGAAAGACAUUCAUCCCUUAGCGGACAAGAUCCAAGCCAUCGUGGAUUGGCCGGAACCCCGUUGCGCGACGGAUGUACGCUCUUUCAUGGGUUUGGCUGGAUAUUAUCAGCGAUUCGUCGAGUCAUACUCGAAAGUGGCUGCUCCUUUGUCGGGACGUCAGUCCCCGAAGUUCAGGCUUGUCUCAAAGCGAGUGGCGUUCUCAUCAAAUUAGCUCAUUCGGGGACAAAGCCCUCCACAGUGGAAAAAUAAUCGACUUUGGCAGGAAGAGGAAUGGAUGAAGGGUUAUGACACGCAAGAGGAGCAAAGUUUGGACGGCACAAAGACAUAUCUUCAGAUUCUUAACAGAAUAAACCUCAUUUUUUGGGUCGUUGAAUACCAUGGAACUCUGGGAAUCCGAUCCUUGAAACCAUUCGACACCAACACAGUGUACGUCACCUGGUCCCAGGUGAAAAAAAGUCAGUCAUCGAUGCGAGUAUUUCUUCUUGGCGAUCAAUUCCUGAAGUCCUGUGUGUCCAUUGUCGCACAUUGCAAAGGCAUCCCGAGAAGGCACGCAGACCAUGUCUCCUCCAAUUCUCGCGUGGGAGGGGAGAGGAAAAGGGCCCCGUCGUCCUCCUCAUCGAGAUGCUCCGAUGUUGUGCCACCUAGAGCAAAUUUCACAAAGGCGGUGUUCAGCACGAUAACAUGGAGCUGAAAAGCCGAAAUCAAACUGCAGCUCAGUUCCUAGACCCCACUCGAGACCCCUCAAUGCUGAGAUUCUUAACCCCAGAGACUAUAAACUCAAAGCCCUAAGCCCAAGAUAAAAACGGAAAAGCGCAAAGACUCUGAACACGCAGAAAUGCUGACAGAUAAACUUCUCAGUGCUUGCAAGACCCUGACUCUGGACAUGGUCUUCUACUGACCGAGAAACUUUUCAGCGCUCACAACAACAUUAUUAACCAACAGUCAAGGCGUCACAUACCUCUGAAGUGAGAAUAUCACUUAAAUCCCCGUACAAGCUUGUCCACCAGCUCACCUGCGGAUUGACAGGAAGGAUAAAACCCAGCAGCUCUGGCUCAAUACCCUUCAUACGACACAGUGAUUGACCGAUAGAACGGAAACCAGCGGCGUAAAAUGGCUGCAGUUGUGUGAUGAUCCGCUUGCCCAUACGCAGAAGAAAACCCAUAAAUCUGGAUUGACUGACUUACUGGUGAAUGGUCGAUGCGACCACCGCCAAGGAUGUCUACCUGUAACGAAAACAGACACAGUUUGUCAGAAAGAUAAGGUAGUAAAAAACUGGAAGUCCU
Messenger RNA from Chara braunii, 1621 nucleotides. NCBI's taxonomy places the organism in Eukaryota, Viridiplantae, Streptophyta, Charophyceae, Charales, Characeae. The record is from the annotation of a GenBank genome assembly.